CUGAGAGCCACGGUGACUGGCCCGUGCCUCCGCCCCGCCCACAGCCAGAGUGUGAAAACCAAUAAAAUAAAAGGCAACAACAAAAGAAAGACCACAGAAGAAGAAGUAGAAACAUAAACAUUAGUUGUAAACAACAUGGCGGCGGUAAGAAGAGCAGCGCUUUCGGAGCGGAGCUGCCUGGAACAUCAGGCCGCCCUGUGAGCGUCUGCCGGCGGCAUGAAGCUCCCCGGGCUGCCGGCAUCAUGGUCGAUGUGACAGCCAACGCCCGCGAAGUCAUGUCGGAUUCUGCCGGAGUGUUGCCGCGGGGCGGCCGGCUCCCGGCUUCGGGAGACGGGAGGUCUGCGGAGACCUGGAAGGGGCACAUCGUCCGUGAGCUGAAGCACCGAGACCUGAGCCAGCACACCAUGUUCCAGGACCUGAUCCGCUUCUAUACUCAGCUGCUGGAGAAAACCAGUCUGACCAAAGGACUGCUGAGCAGUUCCAUCAGGCGUCCCCGUGCUGCUGGCAGCGCCCCGCUGUCGUCUCUGCUGCAGCAGCGCAGCCAGCUGAAGAAGACGGCCGGAGAGUUGGCCUAUCAGGUGGUGGAGCUGCAGCAGCAGAUUAAAAUCAAAGAAGGCGUUCUGGAAGAGCAGCAUACCAGGCUGUUGGAGGAGCAGCGGCGCCUGUCGGGAGCGUCUGAUACCCGUCUGGAGCUUCGGGCGCGGGUGGAGCUGGUUCAGAUGCAGAACGCGACGCUGAAGGAGAAGUACGAUAACCUGCUGAAGGAACAGAGAGUGGCAGAGACGAAACUCCGGGAGGAGAAGGUCAGAGGAGAGCACCUGCUGGCAGACAUGAUGAAGUGGAAAAAACAGGCCGCUGCUCGCAUGAACAGCCGAAACGAGCGCCGCUCCAGGUUCCUGAGCGCACCUCACACACCUGUUCAUCAGUCGGCGGGGGGGACACCUGCAGGAAGGGCAAUGUGGAGCCAAACUGAGAUCUUUCUUUCUUUCAGAGCUCGAGAGGCACACCUGGCACCUGUAGCCAGGUCAAAGGUCAACUUAGACAGAAUAAAACGUGUGUGUUUCAGCUCGUCGAGCGCUCCGAGCUCCAGAUCGGCAUCUCCAAAGAACGAAAAGCAGGACGAGGCCACAGAACGAAGACACACUCGACUUGUCAGGUCGGCGUCUGCAACAUCCCCGAGGAUCUUGACCUCCAUCAAAGAGCUGUUCGACAGGAAGAGGCGGGGUCACUCAGUCUGCAGUCUGGAGGAGAAUCUGGUUUCUCCUGUAAGAAUCUGUGUGUCAGCCAGAGUCCCUGCCAGAGCUCUGCAAGUCCUGGACGCCCAUGAGCAAGACAUCAACGCUGUGAGGUUCAGCUCCAGCUCAGACCUGUUGGCCACAGGGGGGACCGACAAAGUCAUCAAACUGUGGGAGGUCAGGGCAGGCUUGCUAACUCACAGAGGGACCCUGGACGGCAGCACGGAGGGGAUCACCUGCAUCGAGUUCGACCCCAUGGGCUUCAGGAUCCUCGCUGCGUCGUACAAUAAGUCGGCCAUGCUGUGGCAGCUGGGCGACUCCGUUCCCAAGGUGACUCUUACAGGUCACAGCAGGAAGGUAACGGCAGCGAGGUUCAGCAGCGUCCUUCAUCAGGUGGUGACGGGAAGUGGAGAUGGAACCAUCAGACUGUGGGACCUGCAGCGAGCUGCCUGUGUGCGGGCGGUUAACGUGGCGAAGUACUGCAGUGACCUGGUCUGCUCCGAGAACUGCAUCAUCAGCGGACACUACGACUGCCAGAUCAGAGUGUGGGACUCCAGGGCGGCGAGCUGCGUUCAGAUGCUUCCUGCUCAGGGAAAAGUCACCUCGUUGGACCUCAGCUCUGACCAUCUCCAGUUGCUCAGCUGUUGCCGUGAUGACUGCCUCCAGCUGUUUGACCUGAGGAGGUGGAGCAGCGAGCGUGUGAGCUUCAGAGCCGACGGGUUUAAAUGUGGCAGCGACAGCACCAAAGCUGUGAUCAGUCCAGACGGUUGCUAUUUGGCGGCUGGCUCCGCAGAUGGUGCUGUUUACAUCUGGAAUGUCUCGACUGGUAAGCUGGAGACCCGCCUACCAGACAAGCACAGUUCGUCCAUCAGUGCCGUGUCCUGGUCUCUGUCUGGCGAAUACUUUGUCAGUGUGGACAAGAGUAAGCGGGCCGUCCUCUGGAGUGAUAUCUGAGACCACCAAUCCCAUGAAGAGGUUAUGCUGUCAUGGAUACACGUCACACAUCAAGCCUUAUCUGGACAAAACAAAGGGAACAGGGAACUGUUUGAGGAAUAUUUAAAGUCUGUUUUUAAAACCAUUUGUUGGUUGGACCAAAGGGAAGCGAAACGCUGUCUUAUUUUGUUGUGUUUUAUGAUAACUGGGGAGUUUUAAUACAAAUAUUAACAAGGGAGGAAUAAAACGGACUCUCUACCAGCUUUAAGCUUUUUAUGUGUAAAACCUGUGUGAACUGAACAAAGGGAAAUCUGUACCCAAACAUCCACAUGCUCCUGCAAUGCUUGAAAUGUUUUACAGUGGACGACUUUAAAAUGAGAGCGAGUUCCGGCUCGCGGCCUCGGGGCCUCGGGGCCGAACAGCUGAGGUGCACACGUCAGCCAGCGGGUGCUGUGCCGUCAUGUUCAGAAGAAGAUUUCAGCUUGAUUUUUACCUGGAACAAAGUAGAAGCAAGUAGCACAUGAUUCAACACUUGCAUUUUUUUUUUUUUUAAAUUACAGAAAACUUAACUACAUUUUUGUUGUACUGAAAUAAGUCACAUUCUUCUAAAGGGCGCUAGUUUGGGGGAACUAACGGUUUCUCCAUCACGGCAGCUCAGUCACAGGAGUCAGCUGACUGGUUUUAUUCCACUGCUGUUGUGGAUCAGAUUAAUCAGUAGCUUCACUUCUAUCAGGUCACUGUUCAUAAGGGGUCUGCGGGUCCUUAAAUUCACAUUUAUCAAUAAAGAGUCUUAAAGUGUUUUAAACUGACGUGAAUCUUAAACGUUUUUAGUCACUUCAGUUAUACCCGUCACUUUUACGUCACUCAUUGCGGCUGCAUUUCGACACAGAAGCUUUACCUACUUGCUGUUCAAACCUGCUGAUUGUGAGUGGCAGCCAGUCAGAAGAAAGUUGUCUUAAAGUGGGAGGAGCUAAAAAAGCCAAGAGCCUGCACUGAGGCCCAGUAACAAAUAAUGGAUUAUUUUGAACUGUGAGCCAUGCAAAGCUGCUCUAGCAGAAUUCAAGUUGUGAAAUGUUUGCAUGUCACUUUAAUAAUUUAACUCCACAGUGGAAAUACAGCUGAUGAGUGCAGGAGUUUUCCCUUAAUAACCAAGUUUCUGUUGUGGAUCUCUACAGAAAUAAGCUCCUGCUGGAGGCUGCUCAUGAAUACAGAGCCUGGAUCUGUCAGUUCAGCGCAGUGAAACCGAUAAAGACGUUUCCACCUACAGGUUUUUGUGAAUGAUGGUUCUAACGUGAUGGAAACGCAGGAGGGAAGGUGACCUAUGAACAGCAUUCAGAGCUAUAAGCACCACCCUCAGAGUGCCUUAACCUUUGCAACCCCCUGAGAAGGAACUUUUUCUUGGUACAACAGUCACCAGCUGCUUCAUUCAGGCCCUGAUCUCUCUGGUGAAAACACAGGUACAACUCCCUGGGGGAAGGUUUACACAGGUGGUCUAAAGAACGCUUUCUCAACUGUGGGGAGCUCCUGCGGUGAAAAGCAGCUCCUGAGUCAUAAAAUCAAACCAGCAGCUGAAAAGUUCAUCUCACUGUUUUCCUUUAAGCACUCGAAGCAGAGUGAAGUCAGCAGCCCGAACAGAAAACAUUUCAUCGGUCAUUCCCUGAGCUGUCGGAUCGGUGGAAGUGUUUCAGUCUGACUGCUCUCUGUGCUCUCAGCAGUGGAUUUGCAUUUAAAAGGCACCUGCAUUAAUUCACUGUUUGGCCUCUCGGCUUUGACGCACGAAGUCAGCGGCUUCAAAGGGAAAAGUUGACGGCUGGAGGCUCAGAGAGAGACUUUCACAUCUGUUUGUUACUGACUGUUUCAGCCAGAACUGCUGACCUGACCUGCAUCAUGUACAGUAAACAUGCUGUGCUUAAAAACAGUUAAAUGAGGCCAUUAGAACGGUCCUGUUCUGCUUUCAUAUGUCCUGUCAUAUAUUUGCUGUUCCAGUGGUGCCUCUGUCUUUAUAAGUCAUGCAAAGCUACUCUAGUAGAGCCCAAGAAUAAAAAUUUUAGAGCUGGAAAUGAGCAGAAUGGGUCCACCUGCUGCAGAGUAACCUUUUAAAGAGCCCCAAACCUUUGCAUCUGUCUCUGCAGUGAGAUUAGGUUCCCUCUCUGGCUUUACUCACACUUUAAACACCUGGCUGCUGGCCAGGUAAAAGCAACUGUUGGUUCUUUUAAGUGUUUUUGGUGACUGACUUUGUCACAGUUCCACACCAGCUGCUGAUGUUCCUCCAACGUUCUGUCAGUGUUUUUAAUAUGUUGGUAUUGUUUCCACUCUGCUGCUGUAACUGCUCAUAUCUUUAAUAAACUAGUUUC
Messenger RNA from Archocentrus centrarchus (flier cichlid), 4522 nucleotides. RefSeq names its product ATG16 autophagy related 16-like 2 (S. cerevisiae) (gene atg16l2). Lineage: Eukaryota; Metazoa; Chordata; Actinopteri; Cichliformes; Cichlidae. Gene Ontology annotation, biological process: autophagosome assembly. The transcript has 17 exons. The record is from RefSeq and is a predicted model, not a curated record. Gene Ontology annotation, molecular function: protein binding. Bases 243 to 2189 code for a protein of 648 amino acids.